This is a messenger RNA of Magallana angulata, 1958 nucleotides long. RefSeq lists its product as uncharacterized. Bases 422 to 1501 code for a protein of 359 amino acids. Gene Ontology annotation, molecular function: protein binding. Gene Ontology annotation, biological process: intracellular signal transduction. The record is from RefSeq and is a predicted model, not a curated record. The transcript has 6 exons. Lineage: Eukaryota; Metazoa; Mollusca; Bivalvia; Ostreida; Ostreidae.
AAAUGACAAAAAACUAAGAUUCAUUUGGCACUUCGCAUAUGGGUAAAGUCUUGCAUCUUGACUGGUCCAUUCUUAGGUUCGUAUAAAUAAAUGUAUUAUAGCAUACAAUUAACAGGGAUAUUAUACCAAGUCAUGGCUGCCGUACAUCUGUUUACAAAAUUCAAGGUAUGGCUAACGAUUUAAUUCUAGUGCUUGAUAUAGGAUGUGGGCAAGACAAUAACAAACUGUCAACCAUCUCAUAAAUCGAUAAAACGAAAUACAAAUUCAAAACAGAGCAACACGGACCUCUAAAAAGAUAGAGGUGGGAUUAGGUGCCUAGGAGGAGUGAGCAUCUUCUGUUGAACGGUCACACCCGCCGCUUUGUCACAGUUGAGCACAUCAUAAUCGAGAUUUUCAUGAUUGAUGUACUAGCUGUUCGAAGAUGGGACAAAUUUUGCAAUAUUUCUCGAGUGAACCACCAGUGUGUAAAAAUGAAGAGGAUUUACUAAAUUACGCCUGGAAGUCAGUGCGAUUAAAAUGUGUCGACACUCUUGUUAAAAAUGAAGUUACCUUGAAGAUGCGAGGAAUGUAUGGAUGUUCCGAGAACAAUGGAAUAAAGGUUCUCAAAGAAUAUACUCCCUUAGUUAUAGCAUGCAUGUAUAGGGAUUUGAAACUGGCCACUAAACUUAUAAAACUUGGGGCAGAUGUUAACCUAUGUCCCCAGGAAAACCGAUUUGCGUCUGAAGAGGGCGUUCCACCAUUGUAUUAUGCAACAAAUGCGCGAGAUGCUGAGAUGGUUAAAUUAUUGUUCAAUUCAGGGGCGGAUGUAAAUGGUCUCAAAGGUCGUCCACAGUGUUUGAACCUCCAGGAACCAGUAAACGAACUAUACAGUAUCUUUGAUAUCAACCGAGGAACUUAUUCCAGGUCUGCUAAAAGCUGUAGACGACCGCAAGCGUCUCUUCGAGAUCUCGUGGAACUUUAUCUAGAGGCCGGGGCAAAGUUAAACACCACACGAUGGGGGCCUUGUCUGUUUUACGGGAGAGGGAGAGUCUUUAAGGCCAACCGCCCAACGACUUUAAAUAUUCCUGGACCAUAUUUUAAAUGUGACACGGCAAUCCUACUUCUACAGCACGGUGUGGAUCCAAACAUGUAUAACCUCAGUGAUGUUUGGUUCCAGUUCAGUGGACACAAUUGUUUUCGCUCGAAUAAUGAUUGUGUACAGUUUAGUACUUUAUUGGAAACGUUUUUAGGGGCUGGGUAUCAUUUAACUAGCGCCGACAUAAACAAUCGAUUCAUCAGAGAAAACCUGAAACGUAUUGACGUUAAUGUUGAAGAACCCGUCAGCUUGAAACAGAUGUGUAGGUCAGCAAUAAGAGAACGUUUAAGGAAAAGUUCUAAAGAUACAACAAUAUUUCCAGCUAUUGAUACCUUACACAUUCCAUCCCAGCUGAAGGAUUAUUUAAAACUCCGCGAUAUCAUCGACAUUUGUAGCUCAUCUAUCCAUUGUAGAGCUAAUUUUUGAAAAUGCAAUGCAAUUUGUUUCUUAUUUCAAAAGGCGUAAAUAAAUAUCUCGUACCUGAGAUUUUAUUGGAUUUCUUAAAGUUACAGUAGUCAGUGACUUGAUUUAGUUUUUAAAACAUUCCUCGUUGCAGUUUGUAGUUGAAAUCCAUACCAUUUACAUGUAACAAUUUGUAAAAUCAAAAUAUCUCUGAAAGAAAAAAGACUGAAAGGAUAUAGAAAAAUGGUGAUGUCACAAACGUUGAACGCUGUUAAGUGCAACUUCAAAAGCUACAAUUAAAGAUCACGUUUGUGGCUGUUACAGUGGCUCUUCAAUUAAUUUGAAAUUACCCAUUUGAUAAUACAGUAAUUUUUAUGUAUAAUUCACAUUUGCAGACAACGCUUGUUAUUCAGUUUUUAUGCACACACCGCUGCAGUUAUGGGACUUUAUCUUUCAAAAAAUAAGGAUCCAAUGCUUAAAA